AUGUUGUACAAGCGACUCUUUUUAUUACUAUAUAUUCGCGCACUUAAAUGUACAGGUCACGCUCUGCACGGUGGAUCUACACAUGAGAUGGCUAGAUUAAGGCUUCGUCGUACGAAUCAAAAUGCAGGAAAUUACUCAGCCUUGUUUAUAUCCCCAGUACUCGCAAAUGCUGCGAAUCAAAGUGUAACAUACCCGGCAAACGCGCAACAGACCGAUCCAAAUCCAGAAGUACCCGGGCCGAAGAACGAGGGCUUUUUCCUUGGUCGUAAGCAAUGCUAUUCCUUGGCGCUCCAUCUCAAAUGUUGUAUCGAGGCGAUGGAGCGGAGACGAAAUGUAAAGGAACGAUCCGUUGCCUUCCUUGCCGGCCAAUGA
Messenger RNA from Botrytis porri, 372 nucleotides. RefSeq lists its product as uncharacterized. NCBI's taxonomy places the organism in Eukaryota, Fungi, Ascomycota, Leotiomycetes, Helotiales, Sclerotiniaceae. The record is from RefSeq and is a predicted model, not a curated record. Bases 1 to 372 code for a protein of 123 amino acids. The transcript has 2 exons.